GCCUCUAUUGUUUCUCCAGGCGAACGCAAGUGAGCUGCUUUUUCUUUCGUUUCUCGGGAACUCGCGAGUUUCUCCGGUUGCUGGUCGCCUCUGUUGUGUUGUUAUUUUUCCCAUCGCAGAGACAGCUGAGGCCUCAACCACUUGCAGUCAACGGUCGGCCGAUUGUGGCUCUGGAGACAUUGGCGUCGAUGGCAUUCCGCUGCAAGCAAAUUCAAUCAACACAGAAUCACCAACGACGAUGAAAAGCCAGGACAUGGAGCCCCUUCUCAAGCCCUUUGAAUAUGGUUUCAAGCGAGAGCUCGUGUAUCGGGCCACCACCAACCAGAAGGUCUCCGCCGACGUGUACUACUACGACGGUGCCGGGCUCAAAAUGCGUUCCAUACCUGAUGUCGUCACCUACCUGGGCAAGCACCCGGAGAUUGACCUGGCGGCGGCCAACUUCAGCUUCCGCAGGGUGACGAUCCACAAACCGCCACAUGAGGUGGUCCGCCAAGCCAAGGCGGGAGUGCGGACCGCUCCGGCUACUCCUCCCUCCUGUCCCAAGCAGGAGGGAAAGCGUAACUCGAGGAAGCGCUGCUUCUGCUGCGACGCGGAGAACGCUGCGCCCUGCCGGAAACGCCUGAAGUUGCGCAAGGGGAGUGGCUUGGCGGGCCCUCGCUUCAGGAACGUAGCCGGCAAGAAGACGCCCGACUGCCAGGGCUCAGCGCAACCUGCAGACGUUUCCUUGAACGGCAGCAAGGACGACCGCGGCUCGGACAGCGUAAUCACGACGGCAGUGCCGACGGCGACUCCCGCCAAGAAACCCUUUAUCAAGACAACCGCGAAGCCAUCGUUGUCAACAGUGUCCCCCGUCAAACAACCCAAACAGAAUUGCAUCAGAGUCGUUUCGUCUACAGUCAAGAUAAAACAGCCGCUGUCCACUUUCAAGAAAAAGGACGUCGGCGAACCAUGCUCGAGCUCCUUGCCGACGAGUGGUUCGGCCUUGCGGACGUACAGCAAGGUGCUGAAUGCCUGCGACCUGCUGGAAGGGCCCGUGCUGAAGGAGCUCGACGAGCCCGCGACCGUGUCGCCGAAGGGGGUGCCGACGACAAUUGUAAAAGUGACGCCGGCGCACAGGCAUGACAUGGAGCUGCCUCAUCACCAGCAGAAAUUGCCGAAGGAUAGGUGGAAGCUGGGCAACCAGAGCCUCCUGAGGACGGGGGCCUCCCUGGAGCUGUGCAACCUGCACUGCGCCCAGGCCAAGGGCCAGUUUCCGUCGCUUCAAUGCCCCAAAUGCCUGUGCCUCUUCCACCCGGUGUGCGUCAAGGGGGACGACGGAGAGGGCUUCGUCUGCAAGGCCUGCCAAAAGAAGGAAGGUGUGCCAAGCAGCAAGCUUGGCUCGGUUGCCACCAUUGUCAAAACGGCAGCCGUGAAACCAGAACUGAGCAUUCCAGCCUCGGCUGUCCAAGCACCUUCCACUGCCUCAACCCCGGGUGCAGUGUUCGGCACCGUGUUAACAACGCAGGGCUCUCCACGGGCCUUCCCUGCAAUCAUGUCUGGCUCAGUUCUCUCUGUUCCAUCGAUGGCUUCUAGUCCCUCUCCAUCUGUCUUUUCCGUGCCACCCUCCCCAUUGGUCAAUGCCCCCUACGCGCAGCUCAUCGGUCCAUUCCCGGCUUCCGCCCCCGUUCGCUUCACCAUAAUUACCCCUGGAUCGUCUGUCCCCAUCCACAUCCCCCUGCCUUCGUCUUCUCCCACAAUAUUCCUGUCAGCAUCCACAACCAUGCCGUCUGCUAUCGUGUCGUCUGCUACAACUCCGUCUGCCAUGGUGUCAUCUGCUGCAAUGCCGUCUGUCGUUGCUUCUUGUGCUACAGCGUCGUCUGCCAUGAAGUUUGUGACGACGCCAACUGCAAUGACACGUGCCACAGCGCCGUCUCCCAUGAAGUUUGUGACGACACCGUCGGCAUUGACGAGUGCUACGGUGCCGUGUCCCACGAAGUUUGUGACGACACCGUCAGCAUUGACGCGUGCUACUGCACCGUCUGCCGUGGAGUUGGUGACGAUGCCAUCUGCAAUGACGCCCUCCGCAGUGUCGCACUCUGCUGGUUUGUCUGGCACCGUGCCGUCCGCUCCAGUCUCUUCUGCUGGGUCAUCUGCUGUGGCAGUAACUGUUCAGACUGCUUCUUCGCCGUCUGCUGGCUCGAAUGGACCUGCACAUCUCCAUCCAGCGUCGAUGGGUCUGAUGUCGCUGCUGGUGAGGCCGUCUUGUCCCAACAUAACCAUUGUGCCGGGACGUUUCCCCGCUGCCAUGUGUGGGGGGCAGAUGCUACCUUUGGCUUCGUCCUCUGAUGCCGCAAGAACAGCGCUGCUGUCUCUCGUGCAGCAGCUGAACCAGAGACCCAGUGCGACCCUGCAGCCGACGAUGAUGCCAGCAUCUGGUGACGCCCCGCCAGGUUCCGACCUUGUCAUCGACAUGGACGAGAAGCCGGUCUGCCAGGGUGUGGUGAAACAUGAGGACAAGGCAGUGGAAUCGAGCAUAGUUUGCACGUACGCGACAGAUGGAUCGGGCAGCGUCGUUUCAACAUCGACGGUGUCCUGCCCUUUGCCGUUGGUCGACAUCGACUCGCUCAAGACCGACCGGCAGCAGACGUGCACUCACUCGAAUGGCACUUCCUUCCCCGACCGAAGCUCAAGUCGUACGAACGUCGACGAAAUCGCGCAAGACGAGAGAAAGAGCCCCAGCAUCUUGGAAAUCAUGUUGAAAAACUCCGAUGACGACGAGGAACGGCCCGGCGUGACGAAAUGUGAAAGCGAUCUCUCGUCCGUCGAGACUUCGACUCUCGCGUCUGAUGUCGAGAAACCCACUGUCUCCGUGAGUGCGACAACGUCCGACGGGUGCUUAAAUCGCGAUUCUCGUUCCAAGAACUCGGAUCAGAAGAGAGAACCCUCGCGUUGCCGCAAGCUGAGCUUGCGGGAGCGUGCGGCCUCGCGGCUACUGCAAGGCCUCUCCAGACUCUGUGAGCCUCCGAACGGUGCUGCUGCGCGAAUGCAUAUGAAAAAGCCGCGCCAUACGGCGACGUUACCCGAGGUUGCCGCCCCCUUGUCGGACUCGGAGUUCGACGGUGCCGACGGAACUGAAGACGCGUCGGCGCAAGAACGGUGCAAUUCGAGGCUCGGAGGAGUAGCCACGGCGUCAGAAGUCCCGGGGAAAGCCGGGGAGUUGCCCUUCUGGGUUGUCACGCCGACGAGCACCGUGUGCGUCGGGAGCGAGGUUUGUCCGGUUCCGGCGGAGUCUGUCCGGCAAGCUGGCAACCGUGGAGGAUCGGGGUCUGCAUCCCUGGCAGGCGUUUCAUUCGGUCCCUCCGUCCUGAAUCGCAUCUUCAGCUUCCUCCCGGUGGCGGCGCUCUGCAGGGUGGCUACCGUCUGCUGGGGCUGGAACCUUCUAUCAAAGCAUCCUAACCUUUGGGGUCAGGUGGAUCUCAGGGGCGUCAAUGUCACCGACUGGGACACAUGCACACUGGUGCUGCAGCAGAGACAAACACAUACCCUGGUGGUGAAGGGCAGCUCCUCGAGUCACCUGGUGCCGUGGGUGAAGAGGUUGGAUUGGGUGCAAAGCCUGUCACUGUACGGUGGCAGCCUGGCAGACCUGGCCACCCUUGUCAAGCUCUUCCCGCAAAUGACCUCCUUGAAUGCCGUUCAGCUGACCAGGCCACAACAGUGUCGGGGUGACGACGCCAGACGAGAGUCGGUGCUGCUGGGCGAGUUGCAAGCGCUAGUGGGCAUGCCUCGUCUGCGAAGUCUGCGACUGAGCAGCAUGGGAGGCCUCCUGCUCUGCCCGUGGGCCGUGCCCAAGGAGUCCGGGGAGCAACGGUUCUUGGCCCUGAGGACGCUGAGCAUGACCACGCUGAGGUGUUCUUCGCUGGAAGCAUUCGUGAGCCUCAAGUGCUUGCCUCAUCUCGAGGACCUGGAGCUGGGCGACUGUGCGUCCUGGACAAAUCAGUCUUACCUGGAGCUUGGACAGCUUCCUAAGCUCAAAUGCCUCAGCCUGAUCAGAGGCCAAGACCAGCCCUGCUUUCGCUACGUUCUACUCAAGCUGGUGCACCUGGAAGUGCUCCGCCUCAAGCGCUGGACCUUCCGAGGGAGCAUCGGCCAACUGCUCGCACAGUUGCCCCGGCUACGGCAGCUCCUGCUAUGGCCCCAAGCGCGAGAUCUCGCCACAAACAACGUCCACGCGCUACGUUCGUGCCUGGGACUCUCGACGCUGCAGCGGCUGUCGUGGGUCAUCGACUGCGGCGGCAGUGUCUCCUGCUCCCUGGCAAGCGGCCUCGAGAUUCCCGUGGCCUCGGGGCGACUCUGCGACUGCAAGGCCUCCCAGCUGCUGUCCUCGCAAGCAGACAACCCCUGCGGCUGCCGUCUGCUCGAGGAGAGUCUGGAGGGCGAGGAAGGCACCAGCAUGCGCUGGCUGACGGCGGGGCAGCUGUCCGGCAUCCUCGCGCGGAGCCUUGGCGCCGGCACGGCCGUCUGCGUGUCCCUGAGAGUUGGCUUUUGAAGACACCAAAGUGCAGAUUCUAGUUCUUUCGUUUCCGCGUAAAAUGAGUCGCCCCAAGAAAUUUACGGGUGUUGUUUUUACCGCAAAAAUGCGCUACGCAUUGCGAACAACAAGCGUUUGGCGAUGCGUGUGUGUAUAUUUCUGCGUCCUUGCAUGUGUUUCCGAGUUUCUCGGAGGGUAAGCCACGUAUAAACCCCGUAAAUUUUUUUUUUUGUUUUGUUUUUACCGUUUUGCAUUUUGCGAUUUUUUUCCGUACGACAGUCUUCCACGUGCGACGGUUUUCGUUUUGUACAAUAGGGGGGGGUCGUAACAACGGCCAAGACGACGCGCCGCGAGGGACAUGUCUCGUCUCGUGCCGUGACGUUGCGAAAACUGAGUUCUGCAUCAAUGUGUGGAUGUUGUGAAAGAGGUAGAAAACCAACCAUGAAAAAUGGUGCCUUAAAUGUGUUUCUGCAUAAUUUUCUUUCGUUUUUUUCUAAAAAGCUUGGUUUAACCGUUGCUCUUGGCGAAUUGGGAGCUUCCAGCUGUUUUCUUGCGAAAGAGCUGGAUGUUCUAGAGCCCCUUUUCAUGGGCUUGUGCACAUUGCUGAAGCAGUUUCCAGGGUGAUGCGUUCACCUGCGUGUGACCUUCACUGGCAAAGAAAUACUGUUACUAGUAGUUUUCUCCGUGCUGCAGGAAUCUCGGUUGGAUUGUUGUUACGAACUGCUCUAGUGGCUCUAUGUAUAGAUGCUACACAUGGGGUCUCCAUGUGGCAAUCGUGGAUCAUUCACUUUCGGUGGCCGCUUUGUGAAUUCAGAAGAAUGUCUCUGGCACCUUUUUCUCGAGACUGGCCUCCAAAAGGACCCUUGUGCUGCCUAACAGGACUGUCUGUGUUCCAGGUCACUCCACAAUUGACUGCUAAGGCAGUCUCCAAACCAAAGGCUAGCAGAGUCGGCUAGCAUCACAAUAUUUCCAAAGUCGCACUUGCCGCCGCUGUCACCGUUACGGCAGGGAUGGUCGCGAAGGACCGCCCUUGCGCGUUUUGUGGAAUGGUGUUUCACCGACAGUUGUUUUCUCGAAAAUGUGUUACAUUUCUGCUCAUCCCAGACAUUUUGCGGCCAUGCAUUAUUUUGACAAAUACCGGCAACAACUGCAUCAACAGAUGUUUAUUUGUUCCACGAUUGGGUGUCGGCUAUUGCACAAGAAAUGCAUAGCUUUGAGGCCAAACCCUGCCCAAUAAUUGAAUAUAGUAUACUGUACAUAGGUAACACUUGUUUUUCAAUAUAUUGAAAUUAAAACCACUCUUUACACAUCGC
This is a messenger RNA of Ixodes scapularis (black-legged tick), 5820 nucleotides long. RefSeq lists its product as uncharacterized. The transcript has 19 exons. Gene Ontology annotation, molecular function: DNA binding; protein binding. The record is from RefSeq and is a predicted model, not a curated record. Lineage: Eukaryota; Metazoa; Arthropoda; Arachnida; Ixodida; Ixodidae. Bases 239 to 4525 code for a protein of 1428 amino acids.